Messenger RNA from Lactuca virosa, 649 nucleotides. The record is from the annotation of a GenBank genome assembly. Lineage: Eukaryota; Viridiplantae; Streptophyta; Magnoliopsida; Asterales; Asteraceae.
UGCCCUCCAAUCCUAUCAUCUUUUCACCCUUAAAUAAAUUAUAUUCCAAAGAUCAAAUAUCUUUACCGGUUCUCCUUCGUGGAAAUCAUGGCUAACGCAGCAUCUGGAAUGGCUGUGAAUGAUGAGUGCAAGCUAAAGUUUUUGGAAUUGAAAAAGAGAAACUAUCGAUUCAUAGUUUUCAAGAUCGAAGACAAAUCACAUCAAGUUGUUGUGGAGAAAUUAGGCCAACCAAAUGAAAGUUAUAAUGAUCUUUUGAACAACUUGCCUAGCAAUGAAUGUCGCUAUGCUGUCUUCGACUUAGAUUUUGUCACCAAAGAGAAUUGCCAAAAAAGCAAAAUUUUCUUUUUUGCUUGGUCUCCAGAUUCAUCAAGGGUGAGAAGUAAGAUGAUAUAUGCAAGCUCUAAGGAUAGGUUUAAAAGAGAGCUAGAUGGGAUCCAAUUCGAGCUCCAAGCAACAGACGUUGGUGAGAUGAGUUUAGACAUCAUCAAAUCAAGAACCUAUUAAAUUUAAAAAGAUAAAAUCUUGGAAAAUUAAUAAUACAUUGGAGGGCAAUUCAUCCAUUAUAAUGAUUCCAUAAACAUGCACUAGGGGUUUGUUGAGGUUCGAUUCAUAAUCUUAUGUUUCCUAAGAGACUCUAAUUCAAAAAUGU